Molecule: messenger RNA, 5483 nt
Organism: Struthio camelus australis
Lineage: Eukaryota; Metazoa; Chordata; Aves; Struthioniformes; Struthionidae
Gene: TMEM132D
Product: transmembrane protein 132D
Source: RefSeq, a predicted model, not a curated record
CCGGGGCGGGGGCUGCCCGCCUGCCUCGGGCAACUGAGGCUCGGGACUGGGAUUGUAGUGACAAUUGUUCUGUAUUUGUUGCUUGAGAGGAGAAAGUGGUUUUUCUUCCAUAGCAUCGUCUGCUUUGAAGAAAGGAGGGAGGAAGAGGGCGGGUUAAAGCUAAAGAAAUAAGUCCUCUCUCCGAAGGAAAUGCCUUUUGCGCUCUCCAGAUGACUUUUUCCGAAAAUGCAGCCUCUCCAGCUGUCCGGUUUUUACUUUGACUGCAGAGUGAGUGAAACUGAGCCCUAACUUCCCCACAGACCCUAGGAUGUGCACUUUUGGGAUUAGCAAUAUGGGGCAUCUCUUGUCACCUCUCCUCCUGAGCCUGGCAGCAGUUUUUUCCAAAGUGACUGAGAGUCGUGGGAUCCUGGAGAGCAUACAAAGAUUUUCUUUACUGCCGACUUACUUGCCUGUGAGCUAUCGUAUCCACAAUGCAGAUAUUUCCUUCUUUCUCAAGGAAGCCAAUCAGGAUAUUAUGAGGAAUUCCAGCUUGCAGUCCCGAGUGGAAUCCUUUCUGAUCUACAAAUCCAAGAGGCCGCCUGUGUUAAAUGCCAGCUAUGGACCUUUUUCUGUUGAACAAGUCGUGCCCCAGGACUUAAUGUUGUCUUCAAAUCCAUUUGAAUCUACUAACAAGUUCUCCUUCAACUGGAAACUGAAAGCUUUCAUAAUGAGUGAUAAAAUUUACCCAAGCAAGCCGAAAGUCCAGAUCCUGUUCUACAUUGUGGGCAGGGACUGGGAUGACUAUAGCACCACAGAGCAGCUGCCCUGCCUGCGAGUGUUUGCCUUUCGAGAGACACGGGAAGUCAGAGGCAGCUGCAGGCUGAAAGGGGACCUGGGGUUGUGCGUGGCAGAGCUGGAACUCCUGCCGAGCUGGUUUAACCCUCCAACGGUUGUUGCUGGCCGUAAGAAACCAAUGGAUCAGUCUGAAGGGAGCCCUGUGGAGCUUUACUAUGCCAUACAGCCAGGAGAUGAGAGAGGGGAAUGCACCAAGGAGGAUGUAAGGAAAAGUAAUGGGAUCCGACCAGGGCGCAAUGACAUUGAUGAGUCAGGACCUCCCUUGCAAAGGAUUGGAAGUGUUUUCCUUUACCAGACACAUGCUGGCCCUUCCUUAAAUGAAAUGAGGUUGGAUAAUAAUAUUGCCAUUCAAUAUGCACCAAAGACUGUCAAGCAAGGUGACAUUUUGACUUUCCUUGUAUCUGUUGCUAAGAAUUCAACAGAAGAUCAGUUCACGUUGAGGGCAAAGGUGAAGAAAGGAGUGAAUAUUUUCAGCGUACGAGCCAGCAGCCCAUACUUAUGGGACAUCAGAGAGAACAUGGAUUACACUGGGAAAUAUGCACCAGCUGUUAUUGUUUGCCAGAGGAAAUCUGCCAUCUCUGAAAACAGUGCGGAUGGUCCUUCCUCUGAAAUCAUGCAGAUUGAUUUUGAAAUUGAAGACCUUACUGAUCUACCUGGGACCCAGCUCAUCACAUGGCAGGUAGAAUAUCCUGGAGACACAACAUCUGAUCUAGGAAUCUCCAAGAUCUACGUAAGCCAGAAGGACCUGGUAGGAGUUCUCCCUUUGGCUAUGGAAGCAGAGAUCCUGAAUACAGCUAUUCUCACUGGGAAAACUGUAGCUGUCCCUGUCAAAGUGAUCUCUGUGGAAGAUGAUGGGACUGUGACUGAUCUUCUGGAGUCUGUGGAGUGCAGAUCAUCGGAUGAAGAUGUCAUUAAGGUUUCUGACAGAUGUGACUAUGUCUUUGUCAAUGGGAAGGAAAUGAAAGGCAAAGUGAAUGUCAUAGUUAAUUUUACUUACCAGCAUCUGAGCGCACCUUUAGAAAUGACAGUCUGGGUUCCUCGUCUACCGCUGCAGAUAGAGGUCUCUGACACAGAACUAAAUCAGAUCAAGGGGUGGAGAGUCCCCAUCAUCUCUAAUAAGAGACCAGCCAGAGACAGUGAUGAUGAAGAAGAGGACGAACGGAAGGGAAGAGGCUGCACUCUUCAGUACCAACAUGCGAUGGUGCGAGUCCUCACGCAGUUUGUAGCUGAAGCCUCAGACCCUGGCAGCCAGCUGAGCUAUUUGCUGGGUUCUGACUGGCAGAUUGACAUCACCAACCUGGUGAGUGACUUCAUGCAGGUGGAGGAGCCACGAAUCGCUAAGCUGCAGGAUGGACAGGUUUUGAUUGGGCAAGAGCUUGGAAUGACGACAAUUCAGAUAUUGUCCCCCCUUUCAGAUGCUAUCUUGGCUGAGAAGACAGUGACAGUUCUGGAUGAGAAGGUGACAAUAACUGACCUGGGAGUGCAGCUGGUAACUGGAUUGUCGCUUUCUCUGCAGCUCAGUCCAGGAAGCAAUAAGGCCAUUUUUGCUACAGCAGUAGCGCAAGAGCUGCUCCAGUCUCCAAAACAGGAAGCAGCCAUCAGCUGCUGGAUCCAGUUCAGUGAUGGCUCCGUCAUGCCCCUGGAUAUUUAUGACUCCAAAGACUUCUCUUUGUCAGCUACAUCUCUGGAUGAGAAGGUGGUCUCAAUUCACCAUGACCCCAAAUACAAGUGGCCUGUGAUUGCUGCAGAGACAGAAGGCCAGGGGACGCUGGUGAAGGUUUUUUUUUGUAGCAUUAAAGUCAAGUUUGGUCAGAGUGAUGCCAACCCUAACAUCAGUGAUAGCAAACGCAGAGGUGCUGGCGUUCACCUAGAAAAUCAUGCCAGUGACCGGCGUCAGAAAACCACACUGCAGGAAAGAGCUGGGCCAGAUGGUCAAUAUUAUAGCUCCUCAGUGGGCCAAGAGGAAGGCAAAUGGACCACCACUCAAAAGUCUAUUUUAAGUAAAAAAGAAGACAGAGAAAGCCUCCUGGAUGAUGACAGUCAUCUGCAGAACAUCCCAAUAGAUUUCACAAGCUUCCCUGCACAGGUGGAUCUGCCAAGAAACAAUGGAGACUUGGAAGAAAAUGACCUAGUCGAGACUCCCAGGGGACUCAGUGAUCUGGAAAUAGGAAUGUAUGCUCUGCUGGGAGUCUUUUGCCUGGCAAUUCUGGUCUUCCUUAUCAAUUGUGUCACUUUUGCUUUGAAGUACAGACACAAACAAGUUCCCUUUGAAGAGCAAGAGGGUAUGAGCCACUCUCAUGAUUGGGUUGGGCUGAGCAACAGGACAGAACUUCUGGAGAAUCACAUAAACUUCUCAUCCCAACAAGAUGAACGUAUCACAGCCAUUGACAGAGGAGUGGAGUAUGAAGAGAGCAAAUAUCUCCUCAACACAGAUGCCCCCAAAAAUAUUAAUGGACAAGCUUUUAGGUCUACUGAGUCCACAUUCACUGAAGGGAAAGAACAGAAAAGCGAACCAACUACUUCUCCUACCUCUAAGAGGAAACGGGUUAAAUUCACCACUUUUACCACCAUCUCCUCUGAUGAUGGGUGUCCAACUGUCAACUCAGUCUUGAUGAGCAGUGAGGAUGAUAUUAAAUGGGUCUGCCAGGAUAUGGACCUCGGGGAAUGCAAAGAACUAAAAAACUAUAUGGAGAGAUUACAUGAAAAUGUGUAACGAGACACAAAAGACCUUUUUUGUUUGGUUUGUUUGUUUUUCACUCACCUUCUGCCUUUAAUUUUUGGGUAGUGGGGCAAAAUGUUGCAUUGAUAAGAAGAAUCAGCUGGUGGAUAAUAACUCAACAGAGCCCCAAGAAGCCACCCAAAAGCAGCUGGGAGAGCAGAGAUCCUGGGCAGCUCUUACAAUUCAAAUCUUCUCUGUGCUCAGAGACAGAAGUGAGAGAUGUGUGAGGUUUUUUGAUGCAUGGUAACAUGAAAAAAAAACUUAGCAAAAUAAUAAGAUCUCAUUCUCUGAGCUUUCCCGGGAAAUCAAUAAAUAUAACAAACUCCAGUGCAGUUUGGUUAUUACAAAGUUCACACAGCUCUACCGUUCAAUAUUGCAAGCUUUGGUUAAAAGCAAAAAAUUGGUCUCAGAAUAAAUAGAUCAACGAAGAAAGCAUGUCAUUCAAGCCACAUGCAGAGAAUAUCUAUCCAAGAACAUUAAUUUAAAGCUGACAAAACCAACAAUGUGAGCAGAACAGCUGCCAUAGCUGCAAAGUCAUGAGUUUCCAAAGAAUCUUGAGGGGAAAAAGGAGUAACUGGGCUGUUUACAAACCAGCAUGUUUGCCUCCCAAACACUGAGAAUGGAUACACAUAUACAGUUAAAAAUGAACCUCUCUUUUUAAGUAGAAGCCAAGGUAAUAAACUUUGCCGGCCAAUUUUCGGUAUUUCUUAAUUUGUAAAAUAGGAGAAGAUAUAAUGUAUACUCAGAAUACCACUUGUGUAAAGGAAGGUCUGUUUUGGAACGUUUGAGAGAACCAAGCUAUUUUUAAAAGCCCACUUUCUUUGAUUGUCCUGUUUCAAAUUUGUAUUCCCAGCAUUUCCCUGGAGUACUCCCCAUUUGGUAGCCUGAGGGCACCUCCUAGCCUCAAUCAGCUUUGGAAGCGCGGUGGCUCCUUCCUUCCCUUCCCUCCCUGCCCAGCACACUUGCUUCUCCACGCUGCAUUCUCGCCAAGCGCAGACACUGUUGGUACCACACGGGUUCUUGCUUUACAUGCUGUCAUUUACCAAAGCUGGCCACUCUCUCUUGGGUAAGUGUAACUUGUGCUGAACUGGACCACCAACAGCAACUGCCUCUUUGUUCUUCCCUCUCCUGGGAGACAUUAGGUUGUUCAGUUGCUUUUGCUCAUGCUUCUUUCGACCUCUGCGCAGCAUGUCGAGAGGGCACUUGAAGGUCACAGAGGAGUGCUUUACACCCAAAGUUGUUGAAACCUGAACAGCUAAGCUACGUAGAUAAUGGGUUUUUUUUUUUCUUCCCGCAGGUGAUGGUUAGCUUUUGUUUUCCUCUGCUAAGGAUGUACAUAUGGUAGGAUGUCAGUGAUUACCUUUUGAAUCUGAUGUGCCCUCCAGCCCUAAAACUGUGACAUCAUUUGUGUGGUCCAAAAGCACUCUCCAGUGACCAGUGGCAAAGUGUCAAGGCACUAACUAAGAUCUGGCUUAUAUUUCAAAUUGUCCUUUAUUUUCCAAAGUAAGUCCCUGCCCUCCUUUUGUUACUUAGUCUCUCUCUGUCAUUGAAUCUAGGUUGCUGAGUUUAAUACACACCCACUCUCCCACAAACACUUAUAUUGACUCCAUCUAUAUUUAGAAUGUACUGUAGAUUGUAAGAAUGUAAUAUAUAUAUUUAUAAACAUGCCAACUGUGAAUAAAAUUUGCAUUUUAGUGGCUUCAUCUUUUUUCCUACUCUGAACGCCCCCCUCCUUUCACUGUCAGAACGUUUACCCUAAAAGAGACUGGCAGCAAUAUGGAAACUUGUCCUUUGAUAAAAUGGUGAGUUAAGGCUCUUGGCAAAACCUCGUUACAAAGUUUUACGUUGUGCAGUGUUGGCAGGAGAAGACACAAUCUCAAAAACAUGUUAUGAAAUGUAUUUGCACCAAAUCACCCUUCCAAGAUUUGAA